CGACACUUCUCGUCACUCCUGCCAGCAGACCGAGCAGCGCUCCGAGCAGCUGGAGACGCCGCAGGGGACGAGAUGGGACGAUUCAAAUACUGAUGUGAUGGGCUGUUGAUGGAGAGGAUUUCGAAUGUCAGCCGGGACAGUGGUCAUCGCAGGAGGAGUUCUGGCUACAGUCAUCUUACUGACCAUCGUUGCUGUGCUGUGUUUAUGUAGGUUACAGUAUUACUGCUGUAAGAAGGAGGAGUCUGAGAAGGGGGAAGAGGAGGAACCGGAGCUCUCCAGCAUGUCGCCGUCCCGCCCCCUGGCUCUACCUGCUCCUCCUUCGCCUCCGACGCCGGAACACUUCCACGAAGAACCGGCGCCGUACCCUCCGACCUUCCUCACCGAGGCAAACGGGCCGACUAGCUACUCCCCCACGCCGCCUCCCCCUCGCAGGUGCCAGCGCUCACAUGCCUUCUGCCCGUCCUGCGCUCGCUGUACACUGCCCUUCUACCUGCAGCACCCCGAGAGGCUGUGCAACGGCGGGCGCAGGAUAAGCUACAGGACUGUGCAGCAGGAAGACCUGGACCUACCCAUUGACCUGGCCAGUUUCUACCAUAAGCUCAAUCUGAUCCGCUCGGUCACCAUGAGGGAGGUGGUCACUCACAGCGUCAGCACUGACGUCUAA
This is a messenger RNA of Cheilinus undulatus (humphead wrasse), 664 nucleotides long. It is a transcript of the gene fam163b, whose product is annotated as protein FAM163B. The coding region runs from base 125 to 664 and encodes 179 amino acids. The transcript is spliced from 3 exons. The record is from RefSeq and is a predicted model, not a curated record. Lineage: Eukaryota; Metazoa; Chordata; Actinopteri; Labriformes; Labridae.